Frankliniella occidentalis (western flower thrips) is the source of this 2021-nucleotide messenger RNA. RefSeq names its product pescadillo homolog. The record is from RefSeq and is a predicted model, not a curated record. The coding region runs from base 135 to 1940 and encodes 601 amino acids. The transcript is spliced from 8 exons. Gene Ontology annotation, molecular function: RNA binding. Lineage: Eukaryota; Metazoa; Arthropoda; Insecta; Thysanoptera; Thripidae. Gene Ontology annotation, biological process: ribosome biogenesis; maturation of LSU-rRNA from tricistronic rRNA transcript (SSU-rRNA, 5.8S rRNA, LSU-rRNA). Gene Ontology annotation, cellular component: nucleolus; PeBoW complex.
UCAUUUGUCAUUGCUAACUUGAGAUUCAUAUUGAUAUUGACAACGGAGCUGCGAAUAAGCAAUAAACUCGCAUGCCUGUCUUUCGUUCGUAAAUAAUCAUUUGAUACACACGUGCACACAGAACUCCGGGAAAAAUGGUCGCGAAAAGGAAGAAGAAGUACGAGUCAGGAGAGGGUUCAGCCUACAUGUCAAGGAGGGCUGCAUUAAAGAAAUUGCAGCUCACACUGAAAGAUUUCAGAAAACUAUGCAUCUUGAAGGGCGUAUAUCCAAGGGAACCAAGGAAAAGGAAGGUUGCCCAGAAAGGAGCAACUGGUAUUCAGACGUUGUACUCGAAAAAGGACAUUCUUUUCCUUGCUGCAGACCCCAUAUUAUGGAAGAUGCGAGAGUUCAAGUCACACUUCAAAAAGGUUGGACGUGCAAGAGCAAUGAACAAUCAGGACCAACUGAGACGUUUCCUGAAAAGGCAUCCGACACUUCCUUUGGAUCACAUUGUGAAAGAACGGUACCCAUCUUUCAACGAUGCACUCCGUGAUCUUGAUGACUGCCUGACACUCCUUUUCCUCUUCUCCACUUUUCCUUCUUUGAAAGCUGUACCUCGUGACCACAGUGAACUGUGUCAGAGAUUAACAAUGGAAUUUCUUCAUGUUGUUAUUGCUGCCAAAGCUUUACGUAAAGUGUUUGUGUCUAUCAAAGGCUAUUAUUUCCAAGCAGAGUUGAGAGGUGAAACAAUUACCUGGAUUGUCCCUCAUCAUUUCUCUUUCCAGCCUCAAAACAAAUCAGAAGUUGACUUCAAAGUCAUGUCCCAUUUUGUAGAAUUCUAUUGUGUUAUGUUAGGCUUUGUUAAUUUCCGUCUUUAUAAUCAACUUAAUUUAUAUUAUCCUCCUAAACUCACUCAAUCAACUGGUGAUGACAUAGAGAAAACUCUUGUUGAUGAAAAUGCUUAUGUCUCAGAGCGUAUUGCCUCACUUAAUGUAGAAUUAGCUCGCAGUGGAGGAAAUGAUCCUAUAGAAGAAGAAGAACAGCAACUUGAUCAGUUUGCUUUGUCUGACAAUCCUGAGCAAAUGGAAAAAAUGCGCAAAGAUAUUGAGAGAUCAAGAAAAGUUAAAACACUUUUCAAAGGCCUUAAAAUAUUUGUUAACCGUGAAGUUCCCAGAGAACCUAUUGUCUUCUGUGUCCGUGCUUUGGGAGGUGAGGUAUCUUGGGACAAAACCCUCUUUGUUGGUUCAACUUUUGAUGAAGAUGAUGAAUCAAUCACUCAUCAGAUAGUUGACAGACCCAGCAUGGAAAAACAAUACAUUUCAAGGUAUUAUGUUCAACCCCAGUGGAUAUUUGACUCAGUAAAUGCUGCAGAAGUGUUACCUAUUGAGCGUUACUUGAUGGGUGCAAUCUUACCACCCCACCUGUCUCCAUUCCUAGAUGAAACCCGUGACCAACGGUACAAACCUCCGGAAGAACUAGAGUUACUUGGACUAGAAGUACCCGCGCAACUCAAAAAGGCUCAGGAAACAAGUGAUGGAAGUGAUGAAGAGAGUGAUGCCGAAAAUGCUGAGGAAGAUAAGGAAGAGGAAGAUGAAGAGGAACACUCUGGAGAAGAGUCAAGUGGUGAUGGUGAAGGAGAUGAAGAGGAUGAAAACAUUGACAAGGAGGAAAAGGAGAGAUUAGAAAAGAAAAAGAAAAUGGCUGUGACAAGAGGGAAGCUUGAGAAAGAAGAUCCUUCCCUUGAACGACGAGAAGCAUAUUCAGAGUAUAAAUUAAGAGAAAAGAUGAUCAAAAACAAGCACAGAAAGCUCUACAAGAGUAUGAUGGAAGGAAGGACAAAGCGGAAGAAGGAAGCUUGGCUCUUACGUAAGAAGAGGAGGCGUGUGGAAGAGGAAGAAGGAGCAGCAAAAAAAGCAGCCAGGAAGGAAAAGAAAAAAGCAGCGGCUGCUAUGGAAGCCUGAUGAAGCAGGUCAUUACCACCAUUGAUUUUGUAAAUACUGGAAAGCUUGACAAAUUUAUAUUAAAACAAAUUGUUGUCAGAA